AUGUCCAAAGUAGCCGAAAAGCUCUAUGUUCUGAGACAACACUCAGACGCUCUCCUCCAACGUCUCUAUACCAUCAAGAAUGAUCUCAACGAUCCAAAUCUGAGGCCAGACAUUAUGAAGACGACUCUCAACGUCGACAUGAAGAAACUUUUCGCUAAACUUGCCAAAGAUGCUCCACAUAUUGCCAUUGAUGAGUUGGAAAAGGUUCAAGGAUUCGAUUGGGUUCUCAAUAACAUGACACAACUCUUCAAUCAGGUUCAUCCUAUUUAUUUAACAUUCCGUGAAUUGAUGCAAUGGACUGAACACGCGCAACAAACCAUUCUUGAAAUUUCCACCAAUGCCAAUAUUGAUUUUGUUCAAGAUGUGAAUUUUCUGACGUGUUAUGAUUAUUUGCAAAUGUUGGUUGGAUAUGUGAAAUUACUGUUAAUGAUGAAUAGAAUCAAGGACAAGGAAUUGGUGGUUUGUUUGUUGAAUUUGAGUUAUUUGAAAUUGAACGGAACACCAGAACCAAAUAUUCAACGUGUUUGGCAAUUAUUUAAAGAUUUCGAAAAUCCAAUUCCCAAGUUGCAAGAGAAAUGGUUCACCAUUCAAGAUCAAGUUGGAAGAGCUCUCAUGGGUUUAAUUCCUGCAUUCGAUAGAGGUACUUUUAACUCUUUAAAUAUUAAGAGACCUCUUGAAAUGUUGUCAGAACCAGAUCGAAUUCCAUUCCCAGCUGUUGAUGAAACUUAUCAACAUUUGAGUUCUUACCAAGACGUUGUUGAAUGGAUUGCAAUUAUUUAUUCAUGUUGUCCAGAUGCUUUGACAAAGACUCCAGACAAACCAAUCAAAAUGACACCACUCGUCACAAGUGCUAAAAAGAACAAGGAAGUUCCUUUACGUUGUUAUGAAAUUCUCUUACAAAGAGUGUUGGCCAAUCAUUUGGUCAUUCCACUCUACGGAGAUGAAGUUUAUAACUUCCAUGAUGCUUUCAAAGAAUAUGUCAUGAUCAAAAAGUUUGGAGAUUUGAAAAAGGAAGCCAAGACAUUGAAGGCACUACAAGAAAUGGCAAUUGAAAAGUGUCAAGAUUACCACAAGGAGUUGCGUAAUUAUCUCAGAUUGCAAUUGAAGAGUUUGUUAAACAUGAUGAAAGAUCAACCUGGUUUGUUAGGUCCAAAAUUCAAUUUGGUUUUGGCUGCUAUUUCAAUGGCUCGAAGUGAAAUCAUGUGGUAUUUCCAUCACAACAAUUACAUUUCCAAAUUACCAAAUCAAAAGAAGGUCAAGGAAGUGAAAGAAACACUGAUUAGUGAAAUGAUUUAUCUCAUGGAUGAAAUGUUGUACGUUUGUGUGCAACACAGAGAAGUGAUUAGAAAGUAUUCACUCAAAAUUAUUAGAGGAUUGUAUUAUAACAAGUUGAGAGGACUUAUUGAACAAUGUCGAGGUGUUUUGGAACUUGCAAAGGUAACACAUAUUAUGGACGCCAUUUUGAAUGAUAUUCAACACACUGAAGAUUUUGAAGCUUUGCGUUUGAAUUGGAAGAGAGUUGAAGCUUUCUUGUCAGGUUAUCAAUUCAAACAAUCUCUCCCAGAAUUGACCAUGUUGUUCACCACCAUGACAAAGAUUGUCAUAUUUUCCAAACAUGUCGAUGGAUUAUAUGAUGAGCUUGUUGAAAAAGGAUCAUUGAAGCAAUUGUACUUCUACAAGGAAGAUGUGGAUAAGAUCUUUUCAGAUGGUCUCAUUGGUUCCAAGUCACAACCAUUGUACUCGACAGCAUUUAUUAGAAUUUUGAAUACCUAUGCCGACAAUAUUCAUCCACAACUCAAUCCUACUCUCAGAAAUAAGAUUGGUCAACAAGCUGUGCAAAUGGGUGAAGGUAUGCUCGGACAAUUAGUUGAUCGAAUCAAGAAGGGUCUUGAUUUGUUGAAUAGUUCACACGGAUAUAGAAUGUUAACUCAUCAAAUUGGUGGUGAUGUUGCUGCUCAAAUCAUUCUUCGUAGAUAUGGUAAGAACAAGCAAUAUAUUGAAGAACCUGCUGUUCCUGGAGUUGAGAGUAACUUUGACAACAAUUCUAUUAAUGACAUGCGUGAUUUGGAACGUAAUGUCACUCAACUCUUAUAUUCCUUAUCGAGAUAUGAUGAAAUUGUGGUCUAUGACACUGCUUUCUAUCCAGUCGAAUAUUUGAGAACCGUUCUCGAAGAAUACAUUUCUGAAUAUAUCAAGAGAAUUGCAACCACUAUUGAUUUAACUGCCAAAGAAAUGAAGAAUGAUGCUCUUCAAGCUAAAUUCAUCACUCCAACGGAAUUACUCAACGAAUUACAUUCUUUCAUGUCUUCAUUGAAGAUUAUUGAACAAUGUUGCAGUCUCAACACUGAAGAAAUUGUGUUAAAUUCCAUUUUGGAACACUUUGUUCACUUGAAUUAUGUAGAAUCUCCUUUCGGUGUGGUUCAAACCACAGAACCCACCAAUUUAAUUUCCAUGUAUGCUCAAUGGUACACUGAAAUUGUCUCCGAUCCUCAGAAAUACAAGACAUUAUAUCAUCCGAAUCGACAAACAUUUGUUUCUACCAAAGAAACACCCAUUCAAACCUACAAUGUGGAACAAUAUGUGGAUUACAAUGAAUUGAAAGCUCUCAUUACCUUGACAGGUCCCUAUGGAUUCCGAGCCUUCAAUCAAUCACUCUUAGAUGAAAUUUAUUCUCGAAGUGAAAAGGUGCGAGAAGUUCUCUCUCAGAGCAAUAACGCUCUCCGCGACAUUGAAAACAAAUUAUAUGAUGAAAAGUUUAUUCUGGAUAAGAAGGUUCGUCAAUCUCUUCAAACACUCGAACCACUGUUAGGACUUUUAAUUCAAUUGGGAGGUAUUCUUGAAUUCAGAAGAGGUCUUCAACAAGCAUUGCAAUCGAGUGUACGAAGAAAUGCUCCUGCCAUUUAUGACGUGGUGGACAGUGCCUUUGAACAAUAUCCAAGAAACUUUUAUGGAGAUGCCAAAUUCUUACCUAUUGAUGCUCUCGCUACAGAUUGUGGAUUUGCUGAAGUCGAUCACUCGUUGAGACUCAAAUUGUCCCCUCUCGUGGAUCGAUCUCAAGUUUGGGAAGUCUUGCCAAUUGCUUUUGCUGCUCUUGUGAUUCUUGACAAGUGUUGGAAAGAGAAGGACAGUAUCUAUGAUGUCAAUCUUGAAGGAUGGUACAACAAUACUCAUCUCUCUAUUACUGCUUUCCAUAGACUCUUACAGGCAGUCCAUUCCAUAAAAUCCAACAAGAUUAUGGAUCUUGAAAAGGACUAUAAGAGAUUUGCAGAAUUUGCUGCCAUGAUUCUUUUGCACAUGAAUGGAACCAAAGGUUAUGAAAAGCAAUAUGAUAAUUGUUGUAUUUUCUUGGAUCGAACUUUGAAGACCUCGAAACAUUUGGAUAUUUCCUUCUUUGAAGAUUUACUUCCAUACCCACUCAUUCGUACCACCUAUGUGAGAUUCUUUGAGCCACAUCAAUUCGAAGAAUUGGCUCAAGAAGCUGCCAAUAUGGAAAAACAAGCAGCACAGAAUAAUGCAGCUCAAACCAAUGCAAAUACUGAGACUGAGACUCAUUAG
Molecule: messenger RNA, 3555 nt
Organism: Naegleria lovaniensis
Lineage: Eukaryota; Heterolobosea; Eutetramitea; Acrasida; Naegleriidae
Exons: 2
Coding region: 1-3555 (1184 amino acids)
Biological process (GO): cortical actin cytoskeleton organization; cell migration; cell projection assembly
Cellular component (GO): SCAR complex
Source: RefSeq, a predicted model, not a curated record